This is a messenger RNA of Patiria miniata (bat star), 3711 nucleotides long. RefSeq names its product metalloproteinase inhibitor 3-like. Gene Ontology annotation, biological process: negative regulation of endopeptidase activity; negative regulation of membrane protein ectodomain proteolysis. Bases 425 to 1165 code for a protein of 246 amino acids. The transcript is spliced from 4 exons. The record is from RefSeq and is a predicted model, not a curated record. NCBI's taxonomy places the organism in Eukaryota, Metazoa, Echinodermata, Asteroidea, Valvatida, Asterinidae. Gene Ontology annotation, cellular component: extracellular matrix. Gene Ontology annotation, molecular function: metalloendopeptidase inhibitor activity; protease binding.
ACUCACGCACACACCACACACGUGCAGGUGUAUUGUGGAGGGGUGCGCUGAAGGGUUUGCACUAAUGAACAAAGGGCGACACGAGGGGGUAGUUCCUGGCUACGGCUGGCUGGCUAGCUUGCCUCCUAUUGGUGGUAAACAGGGACUAAGUCAAUAAAGCAGCUGUGUACUGUAUACCAACGAUCAAUAUUAGACUACGCUGGGUUCUGGGGGUGAUGUUAGUUGUUGUUUGGUGUUCAACGAGUGAGAAUUGAAAUAUACAGGUCUUGCUUGAUACCCAUGCUGGAUCAGUUGCAACUUCAGUCUCACUUCAAGCACAAGUUGGUUGGUGAAGCGAACACAGUUAUCUGUCUACAUUGAUCAGAGAGAGAAGCUUUGCAAGUAUCGUUGGAUUGGCUGGACGCUCAUCAGCUACUGAUCUACGAUGGCAACGUUUUCAUCCAGUGAUGUUUCUGGGUGUUUAUUUCUCCUGAUGAUGAUAGCGAGCCAUCUUGAGCAUGUUGCUGCGUGCUCCUGUCUACCACAACACACACAACACCACUUCUGCAACUCACAUUUUGUAAUCAAAGCCAGAAUCAAGUCAGAGAAGAUGUUAGUCAAGAAAGGCUACGAUGCUCACAAUCUGCAGAAACUGCCCUUACCAGUGCUGACUAGUGCCCAGAGAUCUUACAAGCUAUGGGUCAGGGAAGUCUACAAAGGACAUCAGUUUAUUGCCGUUGGUAGUCAUCCUGAGAUUGUGACAUCUUACUAUGAAUCAAUGUGUGGAGUGGCUGAUCUGGAGGUCGGCAAAACUUAUGUCAUUAUGGGUCUACUCACCGAUACCAAACUGAAGUUCACCAAUUGUAACUGGAGGGAACCAUGGUCACAACUAUCCAAACAUCAGAGACGAGGUUUAAGAUACUGGUACGAGAAGAACUGUGAUUCAUGUCAGAUUGACACCUGCGGGAAGUUUUCUCCAUGUGGACAGCAAGAGAAGGAGCGUGCAGAGCAAGGAGACAGCUGCUUCUGGGAUCCAAUGACUGACCAAUGUCACAACCUACACUCAUCUUGUGUUAGACAUGAUGGUGGCGCAUGUAAAUGGUUUCAGACUCAUGAACUGAUGACGAGACAUAACUGCACACGACCAAUUCACAAGAUGCCUAGACAUAAUCAUGUUAUUCCUUGAGUUAUGUUGUAAGUCAAUGUACAAUGUAAGCCAUCUUGAGAUAUGACAGGUGUCGUAGUCGAGCCUGUCACAAGUCAACCACAAGUAAGUCAAGUGACAAGCUAUUCAAAUGAACUAUGGCAAAGGCAUUCCUUUGUUACUGUUCUUUCCUCUUACUUGUAGACUUGUGAAAUGACUUAUGAUUUACUUGCGACUAGGCUUGUGAUGAACUCAACUAAACACUGUAAAUUACUAUCAUUACACUGCCAUGAUGUACUGUUUUUAAAUGUUAAGAUCACCUGUAUUACUUUUUGUAAAACUUACACAUAUCCCUCCCACCCUACUACCAAAGAAAAAGACAUUAAUGUAAACUGUUUUUUCCAAACUUUUUAAACUCCCAGCACCCCACUUUCUAUGACAGCCAAAGAUGCACUGUUAUAGCAUUUUACACUUUUUGUAAAAUAUAUAAUACUUUUGUACUUUUUGAACACCAUUUUUUAGUACUACAAAUGUAUGUGCCUUGAAUUUUUUAAACAAAGCCACCAAAACCCAAGGAACUAUAUUUUAACUGUCCGAUUGGUAUCAGUUUAACUUAUAAAUAACUUGUACAGAAAACAAGUCUCAUACGGUAUAGCCUUAUUUCAUUAAGCAAUUAAAAACUAAGCUAUCGGUUGGAUUUACAUGAACUACAUGUAUGUGUUCAAGAACUAAUGGGGACAUUACGGAACAUCAAAUAUCAUCUCUUCGGCAAAGCAAGUGAAAGACACUGUACAUGUCAUCAAAUCUACUCAGUUAAUGAAUCUGGAAUUUGAGGUCAAAAUGUCAUAUCCAAAUUAUGCUGUACUAUCGAAACAGACAGUAUAAUGAAUGGUAUUAUAACACAAAAUGAAAUGACAUUUUCAUUUUCUGGAGUCAGCAUGCUUGAGUCCUCCCUUGAUUAUUUGAAACCUGAUUGUAUGAGAAGCAGAACAAAUUACCUGUACUCCUACUCAUACCCAUGACAAAAUAGUCUUUCUCGCACUCAUACUUAUACAAAUUUGUGCUCAUGGAAACGUACAUGACUUCAGCACUGUAUGCUUCACUGUCUUCAAACAAAUUUCAGUUAAGCUGUUGAUAAUUUCAAUCCUAUGAUCACUGACUACACAGUAUUUAUUUUGUAAAUUGUACUCUAAUGUAAAAUACUUGCUUCUGCUUGUAAGAAAAUUCUUGUGCAUUUUAUAUGCAAUAACAUUGUAAUUUAUGGUCUGAAUAAGUUUCCAACUUUUUAAUGCUGGUAAACUGACUUGAGUUACAGAGCUCGUAUCAGGAGCUUGCGAUACCAUCAUGAUGUCUUUAUCAACUGGCAUUGUCGUUACCCGUCAUGUGACCCAGCUUGGUCACAUGACAGGAGGCGGUCAUACAUGUGGGCCAGCUCGUACCCUCCAUCCGUGUUCAUAUAGGGGCAGUGCCUGUGGAUUUCUACUUCCUCACAGAUUUUGCGCUUCCAGAGGUCGUCCUCCUUGGCGAUGGUCUUAACAUUGUCCGUGAGGCAGUAGAAAUCCGCAGGCAUUGCCCUGAUAUGAACACAGAUGGAGGGUAUGAUCUGGCCCACGUGAACGACCGCCUCCUGUCAUGUGACCAAGCUUGGUCACGUGAUGGGUCAUGUGAGGGCCACAACAAUGCCAGUUGAUAAAGACACCGUGAUGGUGUCGCAAGCUCCUGAUACGAGCUCUGUGACUCAAGUCCCAAAAAGGUAUCUUCUAUUUACUUGACAUGAGAAUGGGACAGGAAACGAACUUUCAUCCUCAAUUAUUAAUUCUGCUUUUCAAAUAAGCAUUGCAUUUCCUAAAAGCUUUUCUUGCAUUCUGUUGCUUUGUACAGCUAAACAAGUAUCAGUUACUUCAUUUAUGCUUAAAGUAUUGGCAUUAUUGUAAACGUACAAUAGAUUUGUUCAAAUGUAUAAUUUGUGGAACACCGUGACCUCGUGUAAGACAACUUUGACAUAAACUUAAUGGAUACAAAAAUCAUUUUAAGAAUUUGUAUCAUUUGAUUAAUAGUGAUAAGUUUAACAGCGGCUGGUUUACAGUUUAUUGUUUUGGCUAUUUUUGUUGCAGCGUACCAUUUCUGCACUAUUUUGUGUCAAUUUUUUUUAAAUGUCAAAUAUAAGAGUACCUCAUUAGAAAAAUGAACAAAUUUUGAAGAAAAACAAUUUCAAUAUGUACUAAGUAAUCCUUAAUAUCUUUAUGACAGGGCAUCUCAAAACCAUUAAUGUUUCCAUCUAUGUGAUUUGGUUGCAUAGUACAAAUUCAACCAUUUGAUUCCAAAAACCUGUUUAAAUUCAUGUAUAAAUUCAUAAAUGUUACAAUGUACAUAAGUAAGCCACAAAUGCUCUUAGUAAUGUCUUAAAUUAUGCUUAAACUAAAGUAUUAUAAUUUAUUAUAUUAUUUGUUCAGUUUCACAGCUAGCUGACUUUGAAUCAUUUCCUUGAAUCUUUAAUUUAAUGUAAUGCACUUCGGUCUGACUUGCAUGUACUUGUCUGUUCAUUUUAUUUGCAAUAUUCAUAUUUAAUAAAGUUUAUGUUUACUGUU